UUAUCACGAUCACAGCCCAAAGUCCCCAAAUUGUUCAUUCACUUACCCAUCUCUCUCUCUCUCCACAUCCAUUUUUUUCAUCGAGUGGUUUUCCGGGUACGAUUGCUCUGACGAAAUGAGGAUAUUUGGGAGCUCGGGUGAUCGAAAUACCCUCCUUUUUGUUCUCUAAAGACCAUUUCGAAAGACAGUUUCUUGGUGGGGUCUUUUUUUUUUUUUUUUUUUUGUGCUAAAUUUUCUUCUUUGUCCUUGGCACCGUUUGUUCUUGCGUGACCAUGUCAGAGGCGAUUUUUUUUUUCGCUCUCUAGUUUUCUUUCUAUAGAACUGUAAAUUUCGAGAACUUUGGUUGCUCUCGCUUUGAAUUUGUGUUGUUGCCAACUCGAAUCGGGGUUAUUUUGUUUGUAACUAAUGGGGCUUGAAGGCUUUUGGAAUGUGCAAUUCUGGGGUUGAGAGCUCCGAGCUCGGAACCAGCUUGAAACUGAAGAGAGAAAGUAGGAUUUGGGGUUAAUUUAUUUGGAGUCUUAAAUUUAUGAACAUUUUUUGUUCUGCGGGCAAAAGGAGUUAGAUAAAUCUGUUUUGUGGAGAAGCGAAGGCAAAGAGAGUGCUCCGCUCUGUUAAGCCAAGGUAACUUUGGAGGUUGCUGCUGCUAUGGCUAUUCAGGAUCAAAGUGUGGGUAUUCUAUCACAUUCUCUUCUUCGGGCAAGCAAUGGAAUGCCUUUGAGUUCUGGCCUACAUUCUGUAACUGGCACCAAACUAAGAGAUCAGUUUUCUUGCGGGAAUAGUUGUGCUCCCAAGGUAAGGAAACAAUACACAAUCACAAAACAAAGAGAAAGAUGGUCAGAGGAAGAGCAUAAAAAGUUUCUUGAUGCUUUAAAGCUGUAUGGUCGAUCUUGGCCACGGAUAGAGGAACAUGUGGGCACAAAGACUGCAGUUCAGAUUCGAAGUCAUGCUCAGAAGUUUUUCUCUAAGGUCGUUCGUGACUCUAAUGGUGGCAACAUUAGCUCCGAGCCCAUUGAAAUUCCUCCUCCUAGACCAAAACGAAAGCCCAAACAUCCUUACCCGAGGAAACUUGGAAUUAGGCCUAAGAAAGAAACCUCCACCCUGAAACAGCCAAUAAGGUCCGCAUCUCCAAAUAUAUCAGUUUCAGAAGAAGAAAACCAAUCUCCAACCUCUGUAUUAUCUGCAAUCGGUUCAUAUGUAGCAGGUUCAGAUACCCCUAAUGACAGCUUCUCCCCUCUUUCUUCUGCAGCCAGUGUCCAAUCUGGUGGCUUAGUACUACUGCCAGAACCUAACCAAUCGACUGAGAGAAGUGCAUCUCCAUCACCAGCUCUAAUGACACUGAGUUCAGUUUCUGAUGCGCAACUUCCUACGAAACGCGAGUUACUUCCAAAAGGAAAUGCCUGUGCUAAUGAAGGUACGUUGGAGGAAUCGUCACCCCAGUAUCUGAAGAUUUUUGGAAGGACUGUAUUAGUUACAAAUUCUGGGCCAUCUUCUCAUGGCAUGGGGACUGGCAAUUUCAUACCAGCUGACAUGCAAGACGAAAAAUUUGUGCAAGCAUUACCAGUGAGCAGUCGGCCCGUGGAAUCAUUAACGGGGAAUACAGAAUGUGUUUGGAGUCAUUUUCCCCAUGUCACACAUGGUGCCCUCUCUUUCAUGCAAUGCCAGAAAGAAAGCUCAAAUCGUGUAGAAGAUAGUACAGCUGCUCAUAUGCCAUGGUGGACCUUUUAUGGGGGUUUACCAUUUCCUUUUCUACCAUUCCAUAAGGAGGGCCCAUCGAAAGCAUAUGUGGACUCUGAUCUAGGAGAAGUCCAAGAUAAAGUUCAGAAGGAAGGGUCCUGUACUGGUUCAAAUACUGGAUCAGUAGAUGAGGAAAAUGGUGAUAAAUGUUCAGAAGCUGAGACCCAGAGUCGGCCGAUUUUCCUUGGAAAUGAGAAUCAAAGAGGAGGCCUAGUUUUCCAAUUAAGACAAAGUGAAAAAUCAGCUUUCUCUAAGCCAAGAAAGAGCCCUGAAAAGUGUGUGAAAGGGUUUGUACCAUACAAAAGAUGUAUGACAGAGAGGGACAUCCAGUCCUCAACAAUAACAGGUCAAGAGGGGGACGAGAAACGUAUCCGGCUUUGCUUGUAGUGUCCCUCGACGUAGUUUCCCUGUAGCAAUUUCCUUCUACUUGCUGACAGUUUAACUGGCCGAGGGGCUGAUCUGGGUACAGUUUAGUGGGCUAGAGAGAGAGAGAGAGAGAGAGAGAGAGAGAGUGGUUGGAGCAAAUUAUCGUCGAGUUGUUCUGUUUUUA
Messenger RNA from Juglans microcarpa x Juglans regia, 2284 nucleotides. RefSeq names its product protein REVEILLE 1-like. NCBI's taxonomy places the organism in Eukaryota, Viridiplantae, Streptophyta, Magnoliopsida, Fagales, Juglandaceae. Gene Ontology annotation, molecular function: DNA binding. The coding region runs from base 646 to 2121 and encodes 491 amino acids. The record is from RefSeq and is a predicted model, not a curated record. The transcript is spliced from 6 exons.